AUGGCCGUGCCUGGUCUUCUUCCCGCAGAUGCGGUAGCACCUAGGCUUGACUUUCUAUUGCGCCGCGCACGUGAGGUCAAGCGGGUUGCCUCAAUCGACCCCCCACUGCAGGUGUCUGAGCUUGUACCGGAAGGCGAGCCUCUUUUGGGUGAAAUCGAAGGUGGAAAGGAAGUGCGCACUCUUGCGGUUGAGAGCGCAGCAAAGAGUGUCUUCUAUGCCAAUCUUGGAUCCACUCGAAUUGAAGCACCGGAGUUUGUUACCAUUUGGAACCUCCUCGAUAUUUUGCAAUACUGUGGAGACCGAGACUUGUGUUCUCCACAGCUUGUCCUGCUGCUCACCGAGGAACUUCUUGACAGCCAAUCGAUUUCAGGGUGCCGGGUUGUGUUCAACUUUCUCGAGUCGAGGAGGGAAGCCAUCAUUGCAAUCAACUCCAAGAACAAGGACCUUGUCAUCUUGCGACUAUGCAAUGAGCUUCUUCGACGCUUGUCUCGCGCCGAGGAUCCGGUGUUUUGCGGGCGCGUCUAUAUUUUCAUGUUUCAGAGCUUUCCCUUGGGCGAUAAAAGUUCGGUGAAUUUGCGGGGCAAUUUCCACGUCGAGAACAUUACCACAUUCGAGGAUUUUCUGAAGGAUUCACAGCCACAGGAUGAGGCUAUGCAAGUUGAUGGGGAUGAUUCUGUGCCUAAAAUCAGAGAAGAGCCCGAGUCAGACGAGAGGACAACACAGACUGGUGAUGGUGACGAAGCAAAAGAUGGAAAACCCAAGACUCUGGAUGUCGAUACUCUGUACCCGGUAUUCUGGUCCUUACAGCAUUCCUUCUCGAAUCCACCAAGAUUGUUCGAAGAGGAUCAUUUCAAACAGUUUCAGCAGGGUUUAGAGGCGACGCUAGCAAAAUUCAAAGAGGUCCCCAAAGUGAUCCAAGCGGGGGAUUCUGAGCGCAAGAAGGGACAGGUAUCAAAGGAUGAAGGGGAAGAUUACGACGCAUUUGCCAGCAGCUUCAACCCAAAAUACCUCACAAGCCGUGACCUUUUCAGACUCGAGCUGAGCGACCUCGCCUUUCAACGGCAUAUCCUGGUCCAAGCACUGAUUCUAAUUGACUUUCUCCUGACCCUGACGGAGAAGUCCAAGAGCAAGCCAUUCUAUCAGAAUGCCCAGAAGGCGAUGCAGUACAAUUUCACGCUUGGGGCGGAGCAGACCGAGUGGGCAUUGGGCAUCAAGAACGCUAUUGCAAAUUACCUGCAGGAGGGCCCGGAUGGCAAGUUCUACUACCGGAUGGUGGAUACGGUGCUCUCACGAGACAAGAAUUGGGUAAGGUGGAAAAUGGAGAACUGCCAGCCAUUCACCCGAGAUCGAGUCCCCACAACGGACUUGCAGCAGGCCAAGACUGGGGCACAGAAGGCGGUAGUGAGCAAGAAGGCAGCCCGGCCUAUGGGAGUGCCCAGCAUGUUCGACUUUCUGUACAACAAUGAGGCAGAAAAGGGGCUUUCGCAGCUGCGGCAGAGCGAUAGGUUCAAGGUGCCAGACGCAGAGUGGUAUGGCAAACGGGUGCAAAUGAGGGAUCUGGACAUGGACAUGGCUGAUGGUGACGAAGAAAAGCGGCAAUUGGAAGAGAGCAAGGCGAGUGACGUGUGGCGAGGGCUCCGGGUGGCCUCGAAGAGUCAACUUAGCAGGUUCGACAGAGUUGAGCAUGGCAAAGGGCUCGAGGCUCUUCAGCCGGCCACCAGCUCAACGAGUGAGGCCACGGGCCCUGAGGUUGCACCCACUGGUUCGGAUGAGCAGGGGUCAGUUCCGCAGAACGAACAUCAGGGCGUCGAGGAGCAGCGGGCCGGCCAACACAGUCAAGUGACUGGGGAUUCGGCAGUGUAG
This is a messenger RNA of Bipolaris victoriae FI3, 1863 nucleotides long. RefSeq lists its product as hypothetical. Lineage: Eukaryota; Fungi; Ascomycota; Dothideomycetes; Pleosporales; Pleosporaceae. The record is from RefSeq and is a predicted model, not a curated record. The transcript has 7 exons. The coding region runs from base 1 to 1863 and encodes 620 amino acids. Gene Ontology annotation, biological process: regulation of DNA-templated transcription elongation; mRNA export from nucleus. Gene Ontology annotation, cellular component: THO complex part of transcription export complex.